This is a messenger RNA of Peronospora farinosa, 1122 nucleotides long. NCBI's taxonomy places the organism in Eukaryota, Oomycota, Peronosporomycetes, Peronosporales, Peronosporaceae. The record is from the annotation of a GenBank genome assembly.
AUGGAGACUUUGGCGAUGUUCGACACCGUGGAGACGGCGGAUUGCGUCGAGUCCUGCCCUGUAGCUAGCUUCGAGUCCUCCAUGGUGGUAGCCACGUAUCAACUUCAUAAAGCAGCGGAGAUUGGCGAAGCGCAGGAUCAUCGAAGUGGCACUUUGCAACAUUUCCAACUGGACUGCAAAGGAGCGAUCAACACCGAUGAUGUAGACGUGGAAGUGCACAAGCUGGAAAACGAAACUCUGACUUCCAGCGGCAUCUUCGACAUCAAAUGGAACACGCAGGCAAUGAAUGACAAGGCGAUACUUGGUGCCGCCACGGCUGGGGGCUCGUUGGAGCUUUACGAGUUGACUCAGAAAGGAAAUAAGCAGACGUUGCAGCACUCGGGGAUCACCACCGACGCUGAUGCGGCUUCCAUGUGCUUGUCGCUAGACUGGAACAACCGUGUGCACCUCAAUGGUCAGCCGUCCAUCUGCUUGAGCCACUCGGACGGCACUCUAUCGGUCUGGAAUAUUGCACAACAGGGCAUCAUUCAGCGUGCCAAGUGGCACGCGCACGACUUGUACGGAUCACCCAUCGAGGUGUGGAUCUCAGCUUUUAACUGCCAUGACCCAAACGUACUGUUUUCAGGAGCAGACGACGCGGUCCUAAAGGGAUGGGACCUGCGCGCUGGAACUGCAGCACCAACCUUCAAGAACUCGCGGCAGUAUUCUAUGGGCGUGUGUAGCAUCCAGUUCCAUCCGCACGAUGAGCGAUUGGUUGCUGUAGGCAGUUACGAUGAGCAGGUAGUGAUCUGGGACUACCGCAACAUGACACGCCCAUUGGUUGUGUACGGUGCCGGUGGUGGUGUCUGGCGCCUGAAAUGGCAUCCAGCUAAGAGCCGCAAGGAGCUACUACUGGCCGCCUGUAUGCACAAUGGAUUUCAGGUGCUCGAGCUCGAGGCGAGCGAAUCGAAGCUGCAUAAGGUGGUGAGCUAUGAUCGUCACAAUUCGCUCGCGUACGGUGUAGAUUGGUGGCUACAUCCAGCUGCUCUAUCGGCUAAAGCACCUGUGAUCGGCUCUGCUUCCUUUUACGAUCAUAUCUAUCACGUUUGGCGUCAACCGUUACAAUCGAGUAUCUGUAGUUGA